Molecule: messenger RNA, 1308 nt
Organism: Xenopus tropicalis (tropical clawed frog)
Lineage: Eukaryota; Metazoa; Chordata; Amphibia; Anura; Pipidae
Gene: mrpl28
Product: mitochondrial ribosomal protein L28
Exons: 6
Coding region: 92-856 (254 amino acids)
Molecular function (GO): structural constituent of ribosome
Source: RefSeq, a predicted model, not a curated record
GAAUAAAAUAUAGUGGAAGGUGUUCUGUUUGCAAACUACUGUGAUAUAGCCGAGUGACAGCUUCGCCACUUAUCAGUUCUUUGAGAAGGGAAUGCCAUUGCACAAGUAUCCUCCAGCAAUAUGGGAUGCUUUAAAGCUGAAGGAAGGUAUCUACGCACGUCUGCCAGAACAUUAUCGCCUUUCUUUACUAGAAAAACGCAAACCAUCUCCUGUGCACUGGAAACAACAUGGGCUUAAAUUUUGUCUGAGUCCAAAGUCAGGACAGAGGGAACGUGUUCAAGAUGUACCCAUUCUGCCAUAUUUUCCUCCCGAGGCAGACAAAGGGCUUUGGGGAGGAGAAGGAUGGGUCACUGGCUACCGAUAUGCAAAUAAUGAUAAGCUGUCUGCAAGAGUAAAAAAAGUCUGGAAGCCUCAGCUCUUUACAAGGGAGUUACACAGUGAGAUACUGGAUAAGACCUUUUCCAUCACAGUGACCAUGAGAACUUUGGACCUUAUUGAUGCUGCGUAUGGAUUUGAUUUUUAUAUCCUAAAGACCCCAAAAGAAGAUUUAAACUCAAAAUUUGGAAUGGAUUUAAAAAGGGCUAUGCUCAUGCGUCUUGCAUCAAGAGACCCAAAUCUUCAUCCCAAUGAUCCAUCAAAGAGAGAUCAUAUGUAUAACAAAUAUAAGGAAUUUGUAAUUCCAAUGGAGGAAGCAGAAUGGGUGGGGUUGUCUUUAGAAGAAGCUAUAGAAAAGCAGAGACUGUUAGAAAAGAAGGAUCCAACACCUCUUUUUAAAGUGUAUGUGGAGGAACUUGUAAAACAGUUUGAAACUCGGACGCUAGCAGAAGCAGCCAUUACAGUGAAAAAAUCCGAAUGAAAACUUUAAAUUAUAUCUACAUUAGAGUUUUUUUUUUUUUUUUUUUUUUUUUUUUUAAAAUACCACUAUGGCAAACACCACAGUCAACUAACAAAUUUUAAAAGCAGAAGAAGCACUCAAAAGUACUGUUUGUUUCUCUCCCAAUCUUAAUUCUAAAUUUGCAUUUGAACCGGCUUUUAGAUGCCCCUUUUGCUUUUAUUUAUGGUGGUCAUUACACAGUGGAGCUUAGGAGAGUAAUACUUUCCUGGCUUCUUGUCUGGAGUCAAAUAAUCCAUUGAACAAAUAUAAAAAAAAAAAUACUGGCACUUACUGUGUGUUUUUUUUUUUUUUUUUUUGCUGUAUAUUGAGCUACAGAGACUCAUGAUAUAUAUACACCAUUUACCUUUUCUUUAUAAAAUGAAAUAAUUCUGUACUAUGUAUGAAUAUUUGUUCAUUAAAUAAUUUAUGAAAAA